AUGACGCGACAUUUUCAAGCGCCAAAUGCCGAGAGGGGACUCCUGGUGUGUCUCUUCUUCAUAUUGGCCGAAUGCCGUAUUGAGCUUGAUUCGUCGUCAGAAGAGUACCCCGAGAAGGAGUAUACAAACAGAAGGUCCACUCUAGAAGCAUUCCGAAACCGUAAGAUUCCGACGGAAGCUGAGGAAUUAACUGGGCAAGAACUGGUUGACUAUGUGAACAGCCAUCAGUCGCUGUGGAAGCGUCUCGUCCGCGUAAACCAUUGGGUAUUCAGGCAAGGGUUGAAUCGCCGGCGUUCGCCCAUUAUCGGACCCGAACAAAAUGGCGCCCAUUGGGAGUGA
This is a messenger RNA of Cooperia oncophora, 339 nucleotides long. Lineage: Eukaryota; Metazoa; Nematoda; Chromadorea; Rhabditida; Trichostrongylidae. The record is from the annotation of a GenBank genome assembly.